Messenger RNA from Talaromyces proteolyticus, 655 nucleotides. RefSeq lists its product as uncharacterized. The coding region runs from base 216 to 551 and encodes 111 amino acids. NCBI's taxonomy places the organism in Eukaryota, Fungi, Ascomycota, Eurotiomycetes, Eurotiales, Trichocomaceae. The transcript has a single exon. The record is from RefSeq and is a predicted model, not a curated record.
CUGUAAUGUAUUUGAGAUCCAAAAAUUAGAAAUCCAAAAAUUAAAACUGCGUCCGGCUCCUCGUGAUGUUGACCUCCCCUUGCUUGCGGUUCUGCUGGAUUAAUGCUGGAUUAAUGCUGGCUACUGUAUACAUACAUACACAUUUGCAGACGCACCAGCCACAGAGGACCAUUGACAUUUAGAAGUAAGGCAGGGCUACGUCACUUCAUAAAUUAAUGGAUCUAUGGACAGGCUGGUACGCUAGUCUCGUUGAGGUAGCUCUCACGGCCAUCCUUGAUAGUGGACAGGCUAGAACAAGGAUUAAUCGGCUCGUCCUAACAGUCAGGAAAGAGGCAGUCCCAAUAGAUACGCUGAUAGAAUUAUUAGGUGAUCACGAUGACUCGAUUAACUGGAAAACUGAUUGGCCGGAGAAGUGUGAUUGCAACGUGCUAAGUGCAGAAUCCGUCUGGCACUAUCGAUUUUAUCCACCCGAUCCGGGGGUUUAUAAAAUGGACGAAAGAAUGCGGAGCCUGAUUCGCAGGAGUUUUUUUCUCCAAUAUUUUCUAAUUUGAUAGCAUGUCUAAACUCCUUCCUGUUUGGGUUAGCUGGUUGUUGCCCUGCGUGUUUGUGUCGUGUUGCACCUGGUAAGCCGGCCAGAGUCUUGUACGAGGCUGGU